AAAGAAAAUGAUGGAGCUCCAGAAUUUAUACAUUUGCCUUAUCGAGCACAUGUAAAGGAAAACGCCGUUGGAGGAACUAGCGUCAUAAAAAUCGUAGCAUCAGAUCCAGACGGCCCCGAUUCUGGCAUCAACUAUUUCAUACACAGCGGUGCGAAAGACAAUUUCAUCCUGAAUCAAAAGUCUGGUUUGAUCAGUGUUGCUUCUGGAGCUGAUCUGGACAGAGAUCUUUAUGGCACAGAAUAUCAAAUCACGGUCCAAGCAGUUGACUCUGGAAUUCCAGUACAACAAACAGCUACUGGGACAGUAUCUAUUUUCAUUGAAGACGUGAAUAACAAGCCACCAACGUUUGAUCAAGACACUUAUGUGGAGUAUGUUCCAGAAAGCACCGGUAUUGGAGAAGUUGUCUUGACUGUAUCCGCUAGCGAUCCUGAUGAAGAUUCUAAACUUCGCUAUUCCAUCUCGGAACCAAUCAUAGCAAGAGAUAAAACUGGAUCCGUGGUGACGUCAUCAUCAUACAAUUAUAAGACUGCUUUUCGAAUAGAUGGAACUUCGGGGAAAAUUAUGGUCAAUCAACCUUUGGAAUAUAACUCCGCAUCCGUCAUAAUAUUGACUGUGCAAGCAGUGGACUUAAAUGCCGUUGAUGUGACUUUCGGCAAACAACAGAAGACGUCAGUUGAAGUGACUUUAUACAUCCGUGCUCACGGAGAAAUGAACCCCGUCUUCUCUCCUCCGUGGACCCUAGCCCAUCCUGUCAUCGAGAUCACGGUGCCGGAAGAGACACUGAUCGGCUCCACCCUGCUCACGCUCUCUGCGAGGGACCCUCUCACUCACGCAAGCGUCACGCAUUUCGAGAAGAUUUCCGGAUCUGAUCCAGAUAACUACGUUUCUGUCAGUCCGGUGUCGGGUGUAGUUGCACUAAAUCGGCGUUUAGACUUCGAAGAACUGCCUUUGAAGCAUGUCAGUUUUCGAGUUAAAGCUCUCAUUGGUGAAUCAAAGAACCAAAGAUUCAGUGAAGCUGUGGUGAAAAUAAACGUUCAAGAUAUCAAUGAUAAUAGUCCUGUAUUUUCACAAAAUUCAUAUACAACAAGCAUUUCGGAAUCAGCUCAGUAUCCACAAAGCAUACUGACAGUAAUAGCUUCUGACAAAGACAGCCAAGAUGGAUUCGGUACUGUCAAGUAUUCCUUAUCCGGUGAUGGAAGCGACGUUUUUGACAUUGAUGAAACAUCAGGGACAAUCUCAGUCAAAGAAAAUGUAACUCUGGACCGAGAAAAGCAGAGCAUUUACAACUUACAAGUGACAGCUACUGACAAUCCCAGAGGUGGAGCGAACCAGAGAAGAACAUCUAUCAUAGUUGCUAUAAAAAUUCUCGACGAAAAUGAUAACGCACCCAAAUUCAUCCAAGAAAUAUACACAACAGUCAUUCCCGAAAAUGUGCCAACGGAUUUCAGUAUUGUCACUGUCAGGGCCAUGGACGUAGACAAUGGGAGGAAUGGCGAAGUACAAUACAUCAUUCAAGAAGAUUUGGACAGGCAAUCUAUAAGUUUUUUUGCCGUGGAUUCCGAAACAGGAGUUGUGACCGUUGUUCGACCUCUAUCAGGGAAAGGUAGGAGCGAGCCAUACACGGUGAAAAUCCAAGCAAUGGACAAAGGCAACCCACCUCUCAGCUCCAUAUGCCACCUGCUAAUCGUUGUAGGCGAUAUAUCUACGAAUGACGGAGUCCCCCAGUUCAUCCGCCCAACAGCUGGAGAAGUGGCCUAUAUACAUGAGAAUGUUACUGUAGGAACGGAAGUAUUCCAAGUUGUUGCUUUUGAUCCAGAUAAUUCGAACACCGCAAAUGGUAAAGUCGCUUAUAAACUUCUGGAUGAUCAAAGCUCAGAAGAUUAUGAUUACGAAUUUACCAUCGACGCAGCAACAGGAAUCAUAAGUACUCAAGCACCUCUAGAUCGAGAAAGAAAGGAAAAUUACACGAUGAUUGUCGUUGCUCAUGAUUUCGGGUUUCCACCGCAAGAAGCUCAUAGGGUGUUGAGAAUAUUCGUCUUGGACGUAGAUGACAGCGAGCCACAGUUUGUACGCCCCCUUAAAUCACAGCCAAUUGAAAUAUCACUAAAGGAAGAAGAGCCUGUCGGUACUGUAGCAGGAGUUGUGAAAGCCGUUGACAAUGAUACAGGAAUCAAUUCAAUCAUUGACUACUACAUACUCAAUGGAAAUGAUGAUGGCAUCUUCGGCAUCAGAAGAUCUAUGGAUAAUGCUGGAGAACUGAUUGUCCAAAAGCGUAUUGAUAGAGAAAACGUGACGAAAUUCACGCUCACUAUCAAAGUAUGUAAGCCGUCAGAGCCGGUGACCGAGUACGGUGAGCCCUAUAACUAUCAAGAUCUAUCUCAAAUUCAGAUCACCAUUCUUGUGGAAGACAUAGAUGACAAUCCACCUGCAUUUGAAACCUCCAAUUAUGUGUUAGGUGCCAGGGGUAAUACGGAAGUCGAUUCCGAGCUUGUUACCCUCCAUGCAUCAGACCCGGAUGCAUCUUCUAGUCCAAUUACAUAUAGUCUUCAAAAUGUGCUGUUUAUCAGAUCAUCUACUCAAGAGCAGAUUGAGAUGCUGGAUGUGUUCCAUGUCAAUCCACAGUCUGGAGCAUUAAGUAACAAUGAACCUCUUGGAAAAUACGUUGGAGGAUUUUUCCAAAUUUCAGUGGCAGCUAGUAGUUCUACUGAUAUUCGCAGUGUAGCCGUAGCUGAAGUUAAAGUGUAUAUACUUCAAGACAGAGACCUGUUGAAAUUCGUAUUUUACAAAAGACCUAGUGAAGUGCGAGAAAUUAUUCCAAGAUUCCAAAAAGAUUUAAAACUUGCCGUUGCUCAACCAGUGUCACUGAACAUUUAUGACACAAAUUUUUAUUCAAGAAAUGACGGAAGUUUGGAUUUUGAAAGCACAAGUUCUUGCUUCCAGCUCUUGGAAAAUGAUAUCAUUAUAGAGCCAAAGAAAGUGAUGAAAAUACUAAAUCAAGCCAAAUCAUCAACCAUCAGGGAUUUAUACUCAAACUACAGUGUCGUUGCCAUAGAGAAUUGUGCUUCAAGCCGAGAAGCGUAUAAGAUAUUGUGGAGCGAAAUUUUUGUUCUUGUGAUCGCACUCAUCAUUGCCCUUUGUUCAUUCGUCUUAUGCAUCGUCAUUUGUGCUAUGUAUUCAAGUUACAGCAAAAAGAUAAAGAGGACGACCUAUUUUCACAGUGUAUAUAUGACAGAAAAUGGGGGACACCCACCGAUUUUAAGCCCAGCAGAGCAACAGAGAAUAUAUGAAUGGCAAGAAAUGAAUGCACCACUUGCUGAUGCAGCUUCUUUCAGAAGUUACCCAACGCUCAGAUGAUCGCCUAAAACUGCCUUCAACAAAAUAGUUCAAGCGGGUAACUUGACAAAGAGAAGAACUUUAUUGAAACUUAGGGAGUAUCAACUUUGAUCUAUUUUAGGAAUUCUACACUUUUAAAACGCAGGAAAUGUUCAGGAAGGCUGUCCUUGGUCUUCGUUCGAGUGAAGAAUAAGUUAUUUUUUGUGUCGAACUUUCAGACGGUGAAGAUUUGUACAGAGACAGUUCGAUUUGUAUAUUUCAACUAAUUUAUUAAAAAAAUAAAACAAA
Molecule: messenger RNA, 3621 nt
Organism: Uloborus diversus
Lineage: Eukaryota; Metazoa; Arthropoda; Arachnida; Araneae; Uloboridae
Product: cadherin-23-like
Exons: 25
Biological process (GO): homophilic cell-cell adhesion
Cellular component (GO): catenin complex; plasma membrane
Molecular function (GO): cadherin binding; calcium ion binding
Source: RefSeq, a predicted model, not a curated record